ACAACUAUUGGCCAUUUUUAAAUUUGGGUUAUGUUAUGACGAUAGUAGGAAAAAAUGUCCACAGUUUUAUUUACAUUACCAGAAUUAUAUCACUCAUAUAAAUCAUGGGUGAGCAAAAACCCGAGUUCUCUGGGAGAUUGGGAAAGCAGUGUAAAAUGGAUCUCUUACUUUUUAGCAGGAAGAAUAAAUAAUUCUCAUGUAGUAUCAGAAUUAAUUUACUGUCUAUCCAAUCUUUUGGUAAUGUUCAAUGACAGAAUCAUAAAGAAGGCACAAAAGGUUCAUAGCAACAGUACUGCAGAAACAAUAAAGCUUUGGUUAACUGUAAUUGAAUAUUCUGAAGUGUUCUGUGAGCUUUCUGCUAACAGAAUUUGGGGCAAUACUGGAAAAUGGAUUGUUAUAGUAUCAAUACAAGUGUUCAAGUGUAUUUCAAGACUAUUUUUAAUCUUCCAUUAUAAAGAACCCAUCAUUCAGAGUCCUCCAAUUCCAGUUCUGAAUAGGAAAAAUGUAGCAGCUAGCAACCAAAAAUAUAUAUCUGCAAGAGAUGUUGCUCAAUCAGAAUUUGAUUCAGUGUCAUUCACCUUAAAAAGGUCUGGUAGGGUCGUGAGAAAAGUGGAUUCGUCUCCUCCAUUGGGCUUACGAGAUUGGAAACCUCUACCAAAAAUGUCCUUAAUGGGGGUGGAAGAAGGUCAAACAUUAAAUAAUGCGUUGGCCAAAAGAGAGUUGAUUGCAGAAACUGUGUACAUUUCAAAACCUAUUAUUCAUCUGGCAGCAAUGGCUUGUUUGGGAACUAAUACAUGGAAACCAUGGGCUGUGUCUUUAGCAUUGGACUUUGCUAGCUUGGAACUGUAUAGAUCCUGCACUAAGAAGGAUGUAAAGUCAGUCACACCACAGCAAAGGUUGCAAAUAUCAAAAAGAACCAUAUUACUGCUGCUAUAUCUUCUACGAUCCCCAAUGUAUGAAAAACAUAGCAAAGACAGAGUACACUCAUUUUUGAUGACUUUGAGUAAAGUUCCUCUAGCUGGUCUAAUAUUUACACCGUUAGCUCAGUAUCUGCCUUUCUGGCAGAGUACAUACUUCUAUAUGUGGUCUUCUUAAUUUAUUAAUUUUCUGGGUUAUAUAAUUUGUAGUUUGGUAUAAUUUGUUUCAUACAAUGUUCUCUCUAAUUCCUUUAUUUAGACACAUUAGUAAGAACUGUUCAAAACCUGUUUGUGUGACAAAUCAGCAUUUUAAAGCCCGGGAGAUAGUGUCAAAUUUGACCGGAGCAUUUUAGCAUGGCUGUUUUUUUUAUUUGGCAAGAAAAGGUAAAAUAUGUAACUUGAUGGAAAAACGCUACCUCAUAUAUGUCAAAUAUUUAUCUCCGUGACUUACAUCUAUUAAUGGCCUAUAAUACUUGGUUCCUAGCUUUCACUCAGGCGACCUGGGUUCAAUUCCUGGCGUUGAAAUUUUUUUUUUUUUGUUUUUAAAAUUGACAUUUUAUUUUAAAAAAUUGAUUAUUUUUAUAAUACCACGUUUUUAUUAUUUAUACGAGACGUCUAUGUCUUUUAUAGAAUUGUAAACUAUGCAUUUGAUCAUAUUAUGAUUGACCUUAAUAAGCAAAUUUGUUGUAUCUACAUGAACCCCUGAAGGUUUCUGAGUUGGUACGACCAAUCUAAGUGAAAAGGGGAGUGCCCCCCCCCCGAAAUUAUUUUUAAUUUUUUUGGAUAAACUGUUUUUGAAUUUAUGAAUUUUAGAUUGUAAUAAAAAAGCGUCAGCUGCAUCAUGUACGUGGCAAAUCUUUUUUUAUAUAUUAUAGAGAAUGGGGAAAUAUUUAGAUUGCUAUUAAAAAAUGGGGGUUGGUGAUAGAAAAGUGAAAAAUUAGGUUGUAUGACAUGUAUCUUUUGGUUCUACAUCAUAUAAAAUUAAUAAAAAACAGUUUGUCCAAAAAAAUAAAAAAUAUAUAUCGGAAGGGUGGUGGGGAGGGCAACCCCCUUUUCACUUAGAUUGGUCGUACUAACUCAGGUUAGUAACUUAGGCCAGGAAGCUUCAGGGGUUCAUGUACAACAACUUUGCUUCAUACAUUUUAUGAUCAAAUGCAUAGUUUAUGAUUCUAUAAAAGACAUACAGACUUUUUAUAUUGUGUCGUAUAAAUAAUAAAAACGUGGUAUUAUCAAAAAAUAAUUAUUUUUCAAAAUAAAUUGUCAAUUUAAAAAAAAAAUUCAACGCCAGGAAUUGAACCCGGGUCGUUUGAGUGAAACUAGAACCCAUGUAUUCUAGGCCAUUAAUAGAUGUAAGUCACGCAGAUAAAUAUCUGACAUAAGUUGUAGCGUUUUUCCAUCAAGUUUCAUAUUUUACCUUUUCUUGUCUAAAAUCCCCGGUUUUGGGCCAACUGACACAUCAUUUGUUAAUAAGCUUUGGAACACCUAACUAAAUAAAAAUAAAACAUCUAUGCUAAAAUGCUCCUGUCAAAUUUGACACUACCUCCCGGGCUAUUAAUAUUAUAUGGAACAGCACAUCUACAUAUACUAGGGCAGUCCGAUAAGUACUUAGCCUACAAAUGAAAAACAAAAAUUUUGCGAAAAGUGGCGAUUUAUUUCUGAAGGUGGUCUCCUUUUAGCUCGAUACACUUGACCCAGCGAUGCUCUGACUUCUUUAACCCGUCUGAAACAUAUGUUUUCUUGAGGUCUGCAAAGUAGCCUUCCCUGGCGGCGAUGAACUCCUCGUUCCACUUAAAUUUCUGCCCGGUGAGUUAAUUUUCCAGUUUGGAAACAAAUAUAAGUUUUACAGGGCCAAAUCUGGAGAAUACAGUGGACGGGACAGCAAAUCGUAGCUUAAUUCGACCAAUUUGGCUAUGAUAAUGGCCGAUGUGUGAGCCGGAGCGUUCUCGUGGUGGUUUUUUCUUCGUCAAAUGGGUCGUUUUUUUUUCUGAAAUUCGGCGUAAUAAUUCUAGGAAAGCUCUUUAGCAGUUUUGCUCCUUUCCAGGAAGUCGAUGUAGAUCACCCCUUGUGAAUCCAAGAAAACGGUGGCCAUCGCGUUUCCGGCCGAUAGGACAGUCUUCGCCAUCUUCAGAGCAUGUUUGCAAGUUGAUGUCCACUGUUUCGACUGUUCCUUAGACUCUGGUGUGUACCAGUGGAUCCAUGUUUCGUCGAUGGUUAUGAAACAACGUAGAAACUCCUUCGGAUUCGCUUAAACAGCUUAAACACUAUUCUGAAGUGGUCUCACGGUUGCACUUAUUGUCCGAAGUGAGCAGACGCGCCAUCGCUCCGACAGCUUUCUCAUGUCCAAAAUUUCAUGCAGGAUAUAACCCACGCAGUCUGUUGAGAUGCCUACGGUCUCAGAUAUCUUGCGCACCUUCAAUCGGCGGUUUGCUAAUACGAGAUCGUGGAUUUUUUCACAUUAUCCUCUGUGGUAGCCCUUUUCGGGGCACAUGGGCAUGAUUUAUCAAAAACCGACGUGCGACCACGUUGAAACUCGUUAAAUCAACUUUGACGGUCGCCAUCUAAAAAGAAUGGGCACCGUACACAGCAUCUAAGUGUUUCCCAAAGUGGGUCCCACGCCCCACAGGGGGGCAAUUUUAUUUUUAAGGGGGGCAGUUCAAAUACGGACUCGACAUGAGUUUAACCCUUUCGUUCGGGCCAUUUGAAUACAAUUCUAAAUUUCGGUGAAGAACAUUAAAGUCUCUAUUUACUGCUCAUACUUCAACUAAUAAUCGUGUGCUUAAGGCUAAUCAAUUUUUUUUAUUCAUCGCUAAAACGGGAAAAAGUUAAACUAUAGGAAAUAAUUUAUUAAAACCGUCAAUAUCAGCAUUUCUUAAAACGGUUCGUGAAAAAGAUGUACAACGAUGUAAAAGCUAUGCCGCUCAGUAACAAUACUAUUAGCAGAAAAAUAUAUGGAAUGGGUAAAUAUAUUCAAAAACAACUUGUUGAAAAGCUGAAAACAAGAAAUUUUUCAGUGCAAGUGGAUAAAUUAACUUUGAGAGACAUUGAGGCAGUAUUGAUACUCAUAUCAUGUGCUGCUGAUGGUGCUCCUAAUAUGAUGGGCAAGAAAAAUUCCUGCUUAAAAUUUAUGAAAGAUGCGAAUCCAGAAAUAAUUCUUGUGCAUUGUGUUAUUCAUAGGGAGAACUUAGUAGCUAAAAACAUCUCGCCUGUUAUAAAUAACGCACUAUAUUCCGUAAUAAAGUCUAUUCCGUCUAUUCAAGCUAUUUUGUGAAAAACAAAAUGAAGACCACGUGAGACUUUUACUUCAUACUGAAGUAAGAUGGCUAUCUGAAGAGAACUGCUUGAAACGACUUAUGGAAAUGUUUGAUACUGUUAGUGAUUUUUUUAAGCGACAAACCUGAAAUGAAGUAUCUGUUAAGUACAUCAUCAUGUUGUCAUCUACAAUCGAUGGCAGAGCAUUUGUGAGUUAUUUAGUCGAAAUCUUUGAAAAACUAAAUACAUUAAGUAAGCAACUUCAAAGAACAAAUAAAACUAUUGUCGAUGCAGAACGAAGAUAUUUGGUUUCAUUACCCAUAUUGAGUUAUAGUAUGAUAAAAUUGAUGCAAAUAAUGCCAUAACCCAGACAUCCAAAGUGAAAGUUAUCCUCCAACACCAAAUUGUUCUAUAUGGUCCACAUAAUGUUCAGAAAAAAGUCACACCAUUUUGAGCGUCGCGGAGGGGGGGGGGAGAAAUCGGUAAAUUCGUAGUUUUUUACGUUUUUCGUCAAUAUUUCUGAAAGUAUGCGGUUUAGCAUGAACCACCUUCUAUAGAAAAAUGUUCUACAUUAAAUUUGAAAUAAAAAAGGUCCUAUGCAUAAUCCUUCUAAAAUGAACGGUUCCAAAGUUACGGAGGUAGUAUAGUGUAAUUGGUCCAAAAAAACGCCUAACCCAGACAUCCAAAGUAAAAGUUUUCCUCCAGCACCAAAUUGUUCUAUAUGGUCCACAUAUUGUUCAGUAAAAAGUUACAUACUAUACAAAAAUGUUCUACAUAAAAUUUAAAACAAAAAAGGUCCUAUACAUAAAAAUACCGUUAUAAAAUCAACGGUUCCAGAGUUACGGAGGGUGAAAAGUGGAGGUUUUCGAUACUUUUUAUAUUAUUUGGACAAUUGAUGAUGAUUUUGGGUGGUGAGGUUGACGUUUCUUCAAAGGCUUAUCACUAACAUACCAUCGGCCACUAAACUAGCAAAUUUUAUUUACAAAAAAAUUUCUUUCAUUAGUAAUAAUAUUAUAAAUUGCCCAAAAAAUAUAAAAAUUAUCGAAAACCUCCACUUUUCACCCUCUGUAACUCUGGAACCGUUGAUUUUAUAACAAUUAUGUAUUGGAUCUUUUUUGUUUUAAAUUUUAUGUAGAAAAUUUAAGUAUAAAACAUAAUUUACGCUAAAGCAUAGUUUUAGAAAUAUUGACGAAAAACGUAAAACAACUAUUAAUUUACCGACUUCUCCCCCAUCUCCCCUCCAAACCGGAGGCUCAAAUUGGUGUAACUUUUUACUGAACAAUAUGUGGACCAUAUAGAACAAUUUUGUGCUGGAGCAAAACUUUUACUUUGGAUGUCUGGGUUAGGCCUUUUUUUGGACCAAUUAUAAUAUACUAUCUCCGUAACUUUGGAACCGUUCAUUUUAGAAGGAUUAUGCGUAAGGCCCUUUUUAUUUCAAAUUUUAUGUAGAAUAUUUUUGUAUAGAAGGUUGUUCAUGCUAAACUGCAUAGUUUUAGAAAUAUUGACGAAAAACGUAAAAAACUACGAAUUUACCGAUUUCUCCCCCUCUCCCCCAAACCCGACGCUCAAAAUGGUGUGACUUUUUUCUGAACAUUAUGUGGACCAUAUAGAACAAUUUGGUGUUGGAGGAUAACUUUCACUUUGGAUGUCUGGGUUUGGGUCUAGUUAUACCAUACUAUUAUGUCAGAAACAUAUUAACAAUAAAAACUUUCAUUUGCUCAGUUUCAGUUGCUCCAAAAAUGUGAAAGUAACUGAUAUCGUUUUACUUGCUAUUGUCAAUUAUCUGAAUAUUCUUGUAGAUGAUGCAGCCAAUGUUAGUGGAUUUGUCUGAUCAAAUAUGUAGUAUCAAGAAGAACUAACAGACUGUUAUGAAUGAGUCAGUGAAAAACUUUAUUUAAUAUAGAAGGAGCGAUGGCAUUGCUUUUUGAGGAAUUAAAAGUCAAAUAUCGAAUUUCAACCAAAUGUGCAAGAAAGCUAAUGCUACUGUUUCCAUCUUCAUAUUUAGUUGAGUAUGAAUUUAGUGCUGUAAAUGAUUUACUGGUAAACAACAAAGUAAUCGGCUUGAUAUAACACAAGGAGACUUGAGACUGAAGUUAAGGAAAUUGGAACCUAAUAUAAAAUCUCUGGACAGCAGGCAGCAAGAAUCAAGCGCCAGGAGCUCAUGUAAUUAAAAUAAAUCAAUUUAGAAAAAUCUGGAAAAUUAAUAUUUGGCAUUUGAAUGUUUCAUUAUAUGUUUUAAAAAUCCACUUACUCCGUUUCGUUACAAAUUUCCUAGCGAUUUCAUUCUAAAACCUAUCAUAUUAGAUUUUUUAAUAUUAAAAAUUAUGUAUGGCACAUAGGGGGCAUAAGAAUUUUAGAAAGAAUAAGGUGGGGCGUGGCACAAAAGGGGUUGGGAAACACUGACUAAGCGUUCUUUAAUUUCAUUGUGCGAUUUCCAUUACAAAAACAAGAAUUUAAUCACCAACGGACAUUGCUCUUUUUCCAUUUUUCUAAAAUCUUGCAGACACGCCCGCUUCCACACGCUGUCAAAAUAUAACUAAGAGUCCGAGAUUUGGCUGAAAUUUUUACAUAGGCUGUCUAGAGCAUGUAUUACACGAUAGGAGAUAUAUCUUGCGAGAUUAGCGCCAUCGGACGGUGAGGCUAUGUACUUAUCAGAUCACCUCAUGAGUCAAUAUACUUAGGAUACAUUACCAAUGAAUUUAACAUAAAUGUCUUUCUUGUUACUUUUUUUUGUUAGUGAUUUGACAAGUUGUAAUACUUCAUUUAGCGGUAGAUUUUAUUGCUAUUUUUAGAUUUCGUCUCGUUUUUAGUUUUUAAUCUCUUCCCCUUUAGUCCCAAUACUUUAUGUUCUUUAAUACAUUUCUUUUCAAGCACUUCCGGAAAUCCGUUUUUUCUUAUUUUCUCAAUGAUGACAGUACCAUGCUUGUUUUUUCCUGUUGCUUUUACUUAUUUCAACGUAUGUUAAAAUAAAUAUAAUAACAUCAUACAUUUCCGUAAAAACAAGAUAAAACUUGUUCAAGUUGUUUGGUUGGUAGUGAUUUGAAAUAAGUCAAUCAGAAUUGACACAAUAUUGAUCCAAAUGCAUACAAACCGUUCGUUGAUACAAACAGUCAAAGUUGUGUAACAUUUUACAUGUCUCGAGACCAGCACUUCGAUAUAUUUAUUUUUAUUUAAUUUAAUUACGAAGACAUAAUAUCGUCGCCUUAGUACUAUAACUUGAUAACUCCAAAAUUGACGUUUUUGAGAUAACUAGUUCACAAGAUGUACUUUAUUUGCCUCCAUCUUGUGUUAAAACUUGAUAACUCGCUCCAAACGGGUUAAGUAUUUAUUUAUGAUUGACGAAAGUUGAUAAAACUCAAAUGCCCCUAAUAUUCAGUGCUAAAACUCGACAAGACAAGUUAUCAAGUUAUUGUUUAAUCGAAAUAAUCGUGAAUACGACAAUAUACGACUGAAUGCUAUAACUAGCUAACUCUAUUUAUCUAGUUGUAGCACCUGUUUCUCUUAAACCAUUGAGCUUACCACGUAAUUGCUAUCUGUUUAUUCGGUUCAUGUUAAUGCAAAAAUUCGAGAAUUGUUAGCAGAUCUGGCAACCCCCAUGGCAGAGGGUUAAUUUUCACCAAAAUAAUGCUUAAAAUGUUAGUUUUGUUAAAAAGUUCACUUAGAUGCAACUUGGCACGACAUGCGACAUUACCAAAUGUUAACAUUAUGGUAGUGCUAAAAGUUGAUAACUUUAAUUUUUCAUGGUAUUUUCCAUAUUUGAAAACAAAUUUGCACCGUAUUCCUAAAUAGAUCAGUAGCCAAAAAGUUAAGGAACAGUAUUUUAGAGCUGCAGAGUGAAUUCCGUAUUUACCAACAUCAUGGUAGCAGCACAAAUAUCUUUAAAAUCUUUAAACCCGUUUAUCUCAGAACUAUUAAUUUCGAGUUAUCAAGUUAUAGUAUUAAGGCGACGAUAUAUAGGUAUAAUUAUAAUAUCAUAUUUUAUUGUACUUUUGGUCAGUUGGAUAUAUAAAGGUAUGAUUAAUACAUUUUGUUGAAAGCUAUUAUGGUAUUUGGGUAUUUGGUUGGGUGAUUGCGAAGAUUUAUAUUCCAAUAAGAUGUAAAAUUUGUAUAUUUUUAUAUGUAAAAUAUAGUGAUAAGUUAUAUAUUCAA
Diabrotica virgifera virgifera (western corn rootworm) is the source of this 8315-nucleotide messenger RNA. RefSeq names its product peroxisomal membrane protein PEX16. The record is from RefSeq and is a predicted model, not a curated record. Bases 55 to 1095 code for a protein of 346 amino acids. Gene Ontology annotation, cellular component: peroxisomal membrane. The transcript has 5 exons. Lineage: Eukaryota; Metazoa; Arthropoda; Insecta; Coleoptera; Chrysomelidae. Gene Ontology annotation, biological process: peroxisome organization.